Molecule: messenger RNA, 4239 nt
Organism: Planococcus citri (citrus mealybug)
Lineage: Eukaryota; Metazoa; Arthropoda; Insecta; Hemiptera; Pseudococcidae
Gene: Grp170
Product: Grp170 co-chaperone
Exons: 18
Coding region: 447-3344 (965 amino acids)
Biological process (GO): endoplasmic reticulum unfolded protein response
Cellular component (GO): endoplasmic reticulum chaperone complex
Molecular function (GO): ATP-dependent protein folding chaperone; ATP binding
Source: RefSeq, a predicted model, not a curated record
ACAAAAAAAUCGAAAAGUUGAAUAUUUUUUAAUUUUUAAUAAAAUUAUAAUUGUUUUGUUGAAAAUUACUACUGAGCAUUGAACAAUUCAUUGAUCUAUUCCGAUAUAAUUUCAUCCAAAUUGAUCAUUACCUCGUAAACGCAUGAGCAAUGAGCUGACGUGCUGAAUAAAACCAAUUGAAACAAGUGCUUAUGAGCCUGUCAUAAAAUCCGACCAAUAGGAAAAUGUACACAUCAUUGGAUGUGAGGUGCAGUUCAACUUGAAGUUGUGUGCAAAAAAAUACAGGAGGAAAGUUCUCGUACCCGGCGAUUUUCAAUUAUAUUUUUGAGAGAAAAUUCGAUAUCAGAAUGAAAACGUGAUUUUAAUAGUGGAACGUUUAUCUAUAUUCCCUGUUAGUCUAAUAGUUGAAUUGAUUAUUAUUACCUAUUAAUCUAAGUAUUUAUAAAAUGUCAGCCACAUCGAGAGGUGUAUUUUUGACUGUUAUAGUCAGUUUAGCAGUUUUCUUUCAUCGUACCCAUAAUGUGGAAAGCGUAGCUGUUAUGAGCGUAGAUAUCGGCUUAGAAUGGAUGAAAGUAGCUAUUGUAUCGCCUGGUGUGCCGAUGGAGAUUGCCCUGAAUAAAGAAUCCAAGAGAAAAACUCCGGUAGCUAUAGCGUUUCGUGAUAAUGAAAGGACAUUUGGUGAAGAUGCUUUGAGCGUUGGUGUUCGUUUCCCAUCUUAUUGUUUCACAUAUUUCUUGGAUUUGUUGGGCAAGGAUAUCAAUAACCCUAUUGUUAAACAAUUUCAAGAAAGGUUUCCUCAGUAUGAUUUAAGACCGGACCCCCAUAGAAACACCGUAGUUUUUCAUUAUGACAAUGAAACCGUAUAUAGUCCUGAAGAAUUGGUAGCUAUGUUGUUGAGUAAAGCUCGAGAAUUCGCGAAAGAUUCUGCACGACAACCAAUUAAUGAUGUUGUAUUGACUGUGCCCGGUUAUUUCAAUCAAAUCGAGAGGAAAGCUAUGAUUACCGCCGCUGAAAUGGCCGGAUUAAAAGUUCUUCAAUUGAUCAACGAUUACACUGCUGCUGCGUUGAAUUACGGUAUAUUCAGAAGAAAAGAUUUCAAUGAUACUGCUCAAUACGUCAUGUUAUACGACAUGGGAGCUUCAUCAACCAGCGCUGUUGUUGUUAGCUAUCAAAACGCUAAAACCAAAGAGAAGGGUUUUGUCGAAACAAAUCCUCAGCUUUCUAUCGUAGGAGUUGGAUACGAUCGUACCUUAGGAGGACUCGAAAUGCAACUUCGUUUACGUGAUUUCUUGGCUAAAAAAUUCAACGAACUCAAAAAAACUAACAAAAAUGUUUUCGAACAUCCUAGAGCUAUGGCCAAGCUAUUCAAAGAAGCUGGUCGCCUGAAAAUUAUUCUGAGUGCUAAUGCUGAAUAUUACGCUCAAGUUGAAAAUGUAAUGGAUGAUGUCGAUUUUAAAUUACUUGUAACGCGAGAAGAAUUCGAAAAUUUAUGCGCAGACUUAUUCGCUAGAGUGAAAAGUCCUGUAGAACAGGCCCUUAAAACUUCUCAACUUUCUAUGGACGUUAUUAGUCAAGUAAUUUUAGUCGGUGCCGGUACCCGAGUUCCAGCGGUUCAAGAUCAACUCUCGAACGCCGUGAAAAUCGAACUCAGUAAGAAUUUGAACACUGAUGAAGCUGCCGUCUUAGGUGCUGCAUAUAAAGCUGCAGAUCUGAGCACCGGUUUCAAAGUGAAAAAGUUCAUUACCAAAGAUGCAGUUAUAUUCCCUAUUCAAGUCACAUUCGAAAGAGAGAAGAGCGACGUUGAAAAGGAAUCUAAACAAAUAACUCGAACGCUGUUCAAUCUCAUGAACCCGUAUCCUCAAAAGAAAAUCCUGACUUUCAAUAAACAUCAGAAUGAUUUUGAAUUUCGUGUGCAAUAUGGUGAUCUUGAAUCACUUCUUCCCGAGCAUGAAAUUCAAGCUAUUGGUGGAAAAUCGUUACAUGCUGUGAGAUUGAAUGGGGUUUCGGAAGCUAUCAAAAAACAUCAUGGUGCGAACAUUGAAUCCAAAGGAAUCAAAGCUCAUUUUAAUUUAGAUGAAAGUGGUUUGUUAUCCAUGACUAAUGUUGAAUACAUCGUUGAAAAAACAUUAACUGCUGAAGAAUUGGCCGCCCAAGAAUACGACGAACAGUCCACAUUCUCUAAACUUAGCUCCACCAUUAGUAAAUUAUUCCAUGCCGCUGAAGAAGAACUCAAAGAAAAAGACCCGAAUAUAAAAAUCAUUCAUAAAGAUCCUCCCUCUGGAGAUGAAGGUACCAAGCCUGUGAAAGAAGAACCAGAACCAUCGAAACCGCUUAAUGAAACUGACAAAGCUUCAAAUAAAACCGAAACCGAUGAUGCUAAGAAAGUUAAUGCUACUGUCAAAGAGGAAGCUGAGAAGAAACCCAAAGUAGUCACUUUGAAAGAACCGAUAAACUCCUCCGUCACUCAUUUGGGAGUUAAUCAUUUGAGUGGUGAUCAACUGCAACAAUCCGUUGACAAGAUUAAUGUUCUCGAUGAAUAUGAUCUGAAACGGUCUCGCCGAGAAGGAGCUUUGAAUGCAUUGGAAUCAGCGGUUAUUGACACUCGAAUGAAACUCGAUGAUGCCGAUUUUAUUUCCUAUGCUAAACCUGAAGAGUCUGAGUUGAUUACUACCAAAUCGAAAGAGAUAUCAGAUUGGCUUGAGGAGGAAGGAUAUACCGCAGAUGUUGAUGUCUUGGAGUCUAAACUUUCCGAGUUGAAGAAACUAAUGAAACCUGUAAAAAUACGUCAUAGAGAACAUACUGAGAGACCUGAGGCUUUGAAAGCUCUAGAUCAAACUCUAAACUCAACAACCUUCUUCUUAAACAGCAUUAAGAAUUUCACUCAACAAUUUAACGCUACUUCUGAGGACCCUGCGUAUACGUUGUAUACUACUGUUGAAAUACAAAGCUUGGAAAAAUUGAUAAAUGAUACAAUCGUUUGGAAAGAAACAGCUGUUACUAAACAAUCAACUUUGGCGAAAUCUGAUGACCCAGUUUUUAACGUUAGAACUAUUUCAGAAAAAUCGUUUUCUUUGGACAGAGAAGUAAGAUACUUAGCCAAUAAAUCGAAAAAUUGGCGUCCUCCACCCAGUGAUAAAGGAAGUAAAGAUAAAGAUAAGAAAUCGAAAUCGAAAUCCAAAGGAAAAGAAACCGAAGAAAGUUCUAGUACCCAAGAAGAAAAACCUGUUACAGAAGAUGAAUCCAAUCAAAAACCAAUUCCCGAAAAAAGUGCAGAUACCAAGAAAGAAGAUAAAUCAACAACGAGCAGUGCUGAUAAUAAAGAAGAUCUUCAUGCUGAGCUGUAAUUAUUUCAAGAGACAAACGUUUCUUCUGCGUAUUGAUUUAUGUCACAAUUCGUCCAUUAUUGAAGUGAUCAUUCCAUCAGUUGCGAUGUUGUCGCGAUUUAUUGAAAUAAAUCCUAAAUACAUCCUGAAACAUGCGUAGCAAUGUUAAUGACGUUAUUAAAAAUUUUACAGCCUAAUGUGUGUAUAAUACGUGUUUCGUAAUUAUAACAGCAUUUUUCGACCGGUGUUUCUCAUUAUUUGUGCGUGGAAGUUGGGAAUGAAUUUAUAAUCAUUUGAUCAUUCCUUUUCUAAAUUUACAGGAACCUUUUCAAAAUUGUUUAAUUUAUUUUGUACUCUUAUUUCUGUUAUACUUCUGGUUCCUAUCAAUAUAUUUUGUGAUGUGAUUUAAUUAAUAAAUGUAUCGCAUUAUUAUUAUUUUCUUAGGUCCGAUGCUUAUUCGUAUUAUGUAUGUAUAUAUUCUUCAUCAGCUUGAUGCUAGUGUAAAAUUGUUUUAAAUGUGUUGGUGAAAUAUUAUAGCAGCGAUUAUGUGAAUUUCGCACGAUAUGUUAGUUAAAAUUGUAUACUACCUAUGUUUUAAGAAUUUAAUAUUUGUAAAGAAAUCACCUUUUUCCAUUUAUUCAUGAACUUUUGAAAAGUAGUAUUAUUUUUGUAAUACAUACCUAAAUAUUAUUAUUUGUAAUUUGAAAAAGCGAACUAUGCGCGGAUAAAACGAUGUAAUAGUUACCAAUGAGCAAAAAUUGGGAAUGAACAUCUCGAAUUUUCUUGAUUUACUUUCUAUUGUGAUCUAAAUGUCGUUGAUAAUUUAUUUUCUUGAAAUUAUUUUAAGUAAUUUUUAAAUCGCUGUCGAAUUGUAGCGUUUAAUAUGUUGUGUAAAUUAAAUUUUUUGACAUCUAAA